Messenger RNA from Eimeria acervulina, 486 nucleotides. RefSeq lists its product as hypothetical. The transcript has 3 exons. NCBI's taxonomy places the organism in Eukaryota, Apicomplexa, Conoidasida, Eucoccidiorida, Eimeriidae. The record is from RefSeq and is a predicted model, not a curated record. Bases 1 to 486 code for a protein of 161 amino acids.
AUGGCAAGGUCUACACCAAAUCCAGUCCUCCCGGACAGUGCUCUGGGGGGGCAUUUUUUUGCAGACAUGCUCUUCCGUGGAGUGGCUCAGUUCAAAGAUGCUCUUCUCAACGGCAAUCCAGUAGCUGUAGCUACCGUGGGUAUCAUUUCGUUCCUCUUCAUAACGGUGGCGGCGCGAUGUACGUAUUCCCUCCGCUCGUCAGCUUCAUCGACGGACCACAAGAGGAGCACAACUAGGCGUCGUCGCAAAGCGUCCGGAGGUGUGUGCAACCCUCCCGCAAGACAGGCAGCAAACUCCCCCGUCCAGCCGAGGAAGCCGCCAAAGAAGAUGGAGUGUGAAACUGAAGCUUCAUCAAAUGCAUCAAUGGCGAGAACCGUAGAGGAACUACAUUCGCAAGAGGUCGAUAUGAAUCAGUUACAGGAAGAUGGAGGCGGAGAUUGGUUUGUCGUUGCCAGCAAGAAGAAGCCCAGGCCGAAGAAGGCGUGA